Thyridium curvatum is the source of this 1575-nucleotide messenger RNA. RefSeq lists its product as uncharacterized. Gene Ontology annotation, molecular function: carbohydrate:proton symporter activity. The transcript has 8 exons. Gene Ontology annotation, biological process: carbohydrate transport; transmembrane transport. The record is from RefSeq and is a predicted model, not a curated record. Gene Ontology annotation, cellular component: membrane. Lineage: Eukaryota; Fungi; Ascomycota; Sordariomycetes; Thyridiales; Thyridiaceae. The coding region runs from base 1 to 1575 and encodes 524 amino acids.
AUGAAGUUAUCUGACUGGAAGAGUGUAACGCCGUUCAUGGUGUAUUGCUGCUUGGUCUUCAACGUCGGCAACGUACUGUUUGGCAUCGAUGUCGCCUCGUUUGGGUCGCUACAGGCUCUACCCAGCUUCCUGCGUCAGUUUGGCGAACUUGGCGCAAACGGCAAAUAUGCUCUUACCACCAGUAGAAAGAGUAUCAUGAAUUCUGUCAACUUCACCGGCAAACUCGUUGGUUGUGCGGUCUUUGAGCCCUUGGUGGAGCGUCUCGGAUUCAAGAAGACAAUCUUGAUCGCCGCCGUCAUCCAGAUUGUUGCCGUCAUACUCGAGAUAUCGGCACACAGCUGGAUUCAAUUCUCCAUCGGCCGCGUGUUUGCGUACAUGGCCGUAGGAAUCGUCGAGCCUACGAUCCCCCAGUACCAGGCCGAGCUUGCCCCGGCUCCUCUGCGAGGCUUCUUUGCCGGCAACGUGCAAGUCCUUGUCCACUUGGGUAGCAUCUGGGGCUCGGGCAUGAGCAGGGCUUACUCGAACGAAACCGCUCCCAAAGGUUGGAUGAUCCCCGUGGCGAUGCAGAUGAUCCCGGCUAUCUUGCUCCUGAUUGGCGUCCCGUUCUGCAUUGAGUCGCCCCGCUGGUUGAUCACCCACGAUCGCAAGGAUGACGCCGUGAAUGUCAUGAACCGCAUUCGACCGAGAAGCCACGCUGAGGAUGGCCGCACAGCACGCGAAGUCGAUGCCUUCGAUCAAGCUAUACAGGAAAGCAAGUCUCUGAAUGGUGGCUCAUGGGGAGAUCUAUUUUCCAAGACCUAUCUGAACCGUACCAUCAUCAUCACGUUUCUUUUUUUCUUUCAGCAAACGACUGGUCAGCAGUUUGCCAACUCAUAUGGCCCCUCGUUCUUCGCCUCGAUGGGCCUUGCAUCGGACCGUACUUUUACUUACUCUAUCCUCAUUGCCCUCGCCGGGUUGUGCGGGUGCAUUGUUGCUACUCUGACGACGGACAUCAUCGGUCGGCGCACUCUCUGCUACAUCGGUGCCGCCCUCGCCACCAUGUUCGCUGCGCUCAUCGGCAGCGUCGGCUCCAAGCCCGGCGCGAAUCAAAACGACACGGACUCUAAUGUCGUCAUUGCGUCGGUUAUCCUGCUCAACGGCGUCUGCAAGUUGGGAGUCGCAAGCCAAUGCUGGCUGAUCGGCUCAGAGAUUGGAGGGACGCAGAUGCGAAAGAAGUUGCUGGGCUGGGGUGUCGUCAUCGACGUCUUCGCAGCCUUCCUGGUCACCUUCUUUACUCCCUACCUGCAGGCCGGCCCGCAGAUACAACUCGGUGCCAGGGUGGGCUAUGUAUUUAUGGGCCUUGCGGCGAUAUCUUUCUUCUUCUUCAUCUUCUUCACCCCUGAACUCAGGGGCCGAUCGCUCGAGGAGGUUGAUGAGCUAUUCGAGCGAAAACUUUGGCCAUGGCAGUUUAGCAAGGCUGAGACUCAUGGUAUUGGCGCGCGUAUCGCUGCCAUGGAAGGUGGGGACAAUGAGGCUCUCAGAUCGGAUCCCAAACAGGUCGACCCUGAGGUUGCCCACAGCGAGUAUGUCAGGUGA